AUGGGACAACGUUCCCAGCAGGGUGGCAGGGCCACUGCGUCCAGGCUCUCACACAGCCCACGGCCUGGGGACGGUGACACGACCUCACCGCUCUCCCGCUGCAAUAUCGACCCUGCUGGGACACAGCACGGCGUGCCGGGGACAUGGAGGACAUGUAGGGGACGACAGAGGAGAGGCCGGAGCUGCUGCAGUGGGUGCCGAAGGCUGCCCGUGCUGCCCGGCUCACCGGGGCUCCCUGCUGCCGGAGUUGGACGCGCAGCUGUCCGGGAGGAGCCGAGGCCCCGUGCGGCGCUGCGGGGCUCCAGGUGGAACAGGAGGCCUCAGCGGGCUGCUGCUUCUCUCCCUGAGCAAUGGCUCCUAACGAAGAACUUUCAAAGCCCCACUUAUGGCACUGAGAGCGUUUCUGGGGGGCUCUGCUGCGACCUCACCCCCGACGAGGAGGAGACAGGAGAACGAACCGAGCCUUUAGGUGAGCGAAGAAGCGUUAGAAAGGUGUCAGCUGUGCCCGUCGUACACAGCGCGGCGCGGUGCCCCCCUCUGUCGGCCCGGAGCCCACCGAGCACAGCAGCGCCAGAGGAGCCUCAGUGCGCGCAGAGCGGUGCUGAGCUCCGUGAGGAGCUCCGUUUCUCCGUGUCCAAAAUGCGCCGAAAACGACUCAAACUGCAUUCCCUCGUGGGAGAUCACUUUGAACAUUCCCCAGAAAUCACACCGAAACUGUUACAGUUACAAGUAAUUAAAUUUAUUAGACCUCUAUAAUUUUUUUUAUAGUCAGUUUUGGCCAAUUUACACUUUUUUUUC
Molecule: messenger RNA, 798 nt
Organism: Centrocercus urophasianus (Greater sage-grouse)
Lineage: Eukaryota; Metazoa; Chordata; Aves; Galliformes; Phasianidae
Exons: 3
Coding region: 1-756 (251 amino acids)
Source: RefSeq, a predicted model, not a curated record